GAGGGGGAUUGGAAAAGACCACGCCGGUACGAGGAAACCAAGACUGCUUCCUAGACACACCCCGUCUCUCCUGGGCGUGAGCAAGAGCGUGUGCGUGUGUGUGUGUGUGUGUGUGUGUUGGGAGCGAGGGGCGGGUCAAGCUCCCACCUCCUCUCCUUCUCCCACCCCCCACUGUGUCCCAGGAGACUUCAGACCCUGGAAGACAGCAGACUGAGACCUCAGGAGAGCCCUAGUGCGCGGGGCAGAUGGACGCCAAGCCCCCCACUACUUCCAGGCAGGCCCCAGCCCUCGACUCGGAGCGCUACUCCCUCCUCUGCCUACCACUGAGUUUGCUGGAUGAUCAAGGGGGUUCCAAGGCAGCCCAGGAAAAAGCCUCCACAACAAGCAGCACUUCCUUGCCUGUCCAGACCGGGAAAUAACAGAAUUGCCACGGGGACUGGCAGCUGACUCACCUGGACACGCCAAGACUAGCCAGUCUGUCUUCACCCCGCCCCGUGGUGAACAUGAAGGCUGCCUGGGAAGCCUAGGUACUUGCUGUGUGCCCUAAGGCCGUGAGUCUGGCACCCUGGCCAUGUGCAGCCCUGAAGAGGCAGCCCUGCUGCGGCUGGAGGAGGUCUUCUCAGCCACACUCGCACGCAUCAACAGCUUUGUCCUCCAGCCCCUUCUGGAGGCCGGGCAUGACUGGAAGGCAGGAUGCCCGGUUUACGAAGUGACCUUGGGCAGGUGCCUUCCUCUUGGGGGCUCUGUUGGUGCAUCUGUGAAUGCUCCAGAGCCCUCAGAUCCCUGGGGCAGAGAGUGCCUACAGCUCCUGCAGCAGCUGCACAGGAGCUCCCAGCAGCUGUGGGAGGUGACGGAGGAAAGCCUGCACUCCCUGCAGGAGAGGCUGCGCCACCCGGACUCCAUCAGUCUGGAAUCCCUGCUGCUGCUGCACUGCGCUGACCGUGUCUUGCAAGUCCACCUGGAGUACAUCGAGUCCUACACAAGCUGCGUGGCAGUGCAGGCCUUUCAGAAGGCAGUAAAGAGGAGGAGCGAGUACUGGCAGGGCCAGCGGAAGGUGCUGCAGCAGCUCCUGUCGGGCAUGAGCUCAGAGGGCUCGGUGGGCACAGCGCUGGUCCAGGCUCUCCGCCAGCCCCUCACCCAUCACGUGCAUCAGUACGUGCUCCUCCUGCUGAGCCUCGGGGACACUGUCGGGGAGCGUCACCCCACCCGGGAGCUGUUGGUGCACGCAGCCACCGUCUUUGGGAACUUGCAGUCCUUCAUGAGGCAGGAGCUGGACCAGGCCAUGGCCACGCAGGCCCUCUGGCACACUCUGAGCAGCCGGCUGCGGGAUGUGCUCUGUACCCCCGCUCACCGACUCUUGCAAGACAGCCAGGACAUACCUGUGACGGUCACCCCGCUGAGGGCAGAGCGUGUGCUGCUCUUUGAUGAUGCCCUUGUCCUGCUACAGGGCCACAGUGUCCACACCUUUGAUCUGAAGCUGGUGUGGGUGGAACCUGGGCAGGACAGGUGCAUGUUUCACCUCCUCACGCCUGAGGAAGAGUUCUCUUUGUGCUCCAAGGACCCGCAGUGCCGGGUGGCCUGGCAGUGGAAGGUUACCCAGGCUGUGUGCCAGACCUUGCGUGGGAAGAAGGACUUCCCGGUGCUGGGGGCGGGCCUGGAGCUUUCUGAACCCCCCACCUGCCGCUGUGGAGCAUACACUUUCCGUGCGGAGGGCCGCUUCAGCCAGGCCACCUAUGAGGGCGAGUGGUACUGGGGCAGGCCCCAUGGCAAGGGAACCCUGAAGUGGCCAGACGGGCGGAAUCAUGUGGGGGAUUUCUGCCAGGGCCUGGAGCAUGGCUUUGGCAUCCGCCUGGUGCCCCAGGCCUCCGAGGAUAAGUUUGACUGUUACAAGUGCCACUGGCGGGAAGGCAGCAUGUGCGGCUAUGGCAUCUGUGAGUACAGCACCAGCGAGGUGUACAAGGGCUACUUUCAGGAAGGCCUGCGGCAUGGAUUUGGGGUCCUUGAGAGCACCCCGCAGACCCCUCAGCCCUGCAGGUACACGGGCCACUGGGAGAGGGGCCAGAGGAGUGGCUAUGGCAUCGAGGAGGACAGCGACAGGGGUGAGCGCUAUAUUGGCAUGUGGCAGGCUGACCAGCGCCAUGGCCCAGGGGUCAUGGUCACCCAGGCAGGUGUCUGCUACCAGGCGACCUUCCAGGCAGACAAGAUGGUGGGCCCAGGGAUCCUUCUCUCUGAAGAUGACUCCUUGUAUGAGGGCACCUUCACCAGGGACCUGACCUUUGUGGGGAAGGGCAAGGUCACCUUCCCUAAUGGCUUCACCCUGGAGGGCUCUUUUGGCAGUGGGGCAGGGAGAGGACUGCAUAUCCAGGGUGUGCUGGACACAGCUGCCCUCCCUUCAGAUCCAGGCAGUACCCGCAAGAGGCAGCUGGGCCUGGGCGUCUUCCCUGUGGAGAGCCGCUGGCAGGGCGUCUAUGGCCCCUUCCAGGACUUUGUUCAAGCUGGCUGCCCUGGAGACCUGCAGGAGGCCCUGCUGGGCUUCCACGUGCAGAGCUCAAGGGAGCUGCGCAAGUCCCAGGAGUACCUGUGCUGCGAGAGGACCCACCCCGAGGACCACGCAGGCAGAAUGGAGGACAUCCUGGAGGAGCUGCUGCAGCACCGGGCGCCCGAGGCCCUGCAGCAGUGCCUCAGGAAGGCCCUGAACAACUCUCUGCAUCCCCUGGGAAAGCUGCUCCGGACUCUGAUGCUGACCUUCCAGGCCACAUACUCAGGCAUUGGGGCCAACAAGCACCUGCAGGGGCUGGCGCAGGAGGAAGUGAAGCAGCACGCCCAGGAACUCUGGGCCGCCUACAGGUGUCUGCUGCAGGUUGCCUUACAGUGCAAGGGCCAGGCCCCAGAGGAAGAUGAAGAUGCAGAGACAAGGGACCUGCAGGUGCACAGAUUGGUGCUACCCCUUGUCCUGCCCAGCUUCUACUCGGAGCUCUUCACUCUCUACUUGCUUCUUCAUGAGAGGGAGGACAGCCUCUACAGCCAGGGCAUUGCCAACCUUAGCCUCUUCCCCGACACCAAGCUGCUUGAGUUCCUGGACGUACAGAAGCACCUGUGGCCCCUCAAGGACCUCACGCUGACGACCAAUCAGCCUCCUGGAGACCAUUUACCCCACUUUACAAGAUACUCCCUGGUCAGAGACAAGUGCUUCCUGUCAGCCACGGAAUGUCUGCAGAAGAUGAUCACCACGGUGGACCCCUGGGAGAAGCUGGAGGUGCUGGAGAGGACAUAUGGGGAAAUUGAGGCCACUGUGUCGCGGGUGCUCGGCCAGGAGCACAAGCUGCCCAUGGACGACCUGCUGCCGCUGCUCAUCUACGUGGUGUCGCGUGCCCAAAUCCAGCACCUGGGAGCCGAGAUCCACCUGAUCCGUGAUAUGAUGGCCCCUAUCCACACAGGAGGCCUGUAUGACUUCUUGCUCACGGCCCUGGAGUCCUGUUACGAGCACAUCCAGAAGGAGGACAUGAGGCUGCAUCGCUUGCCCAGCCGCUAGAACUCCAGGGAGCCGUGGUAGCUCAGCUUCUCCUGGACAAACCGCAGAGCUGAGAGGGGCCACCGUGGAAUUCCCGUGGAGUGAGCGUGGCCCACUCUGGCCCUUGUGGCCCACAGGACAGAAGGCAGGAUGAGCCCUGGAGGUGGCUCUUGGAGGAGAUGAGCGUUUACUUUCUCGCAGGGAGAUGCUGCUGCCGUCCUGACUGGGAGGAGGGUGAGGGUGAUGGGUGUGGCCCCAGAGCUGGUGGUUUCCCCUGCCCCCUGCCACUCUCUAGGCCAGCCUCGGAUGAGCUUCUUGACCUGCAACAGCUCAUGGACUGGGGGCAAGGAGCCCCUGGCCUCUCCUUGCCUCAUCCUUGCCUCCAAGUUAUUGAGCCUCUCUGGGCCUCAGUGUUGCCAUCUGUAAAAUGGUGGACUACAUGGUCUGUAAAGGGCCUUCCAUCCAUCUUGCUGACUUCUGGCAUCCUUCCGUAAGUCUGACUUUGGUCUCUUGGGCUGUAACUGAAGUUCUUGUGUCUCGGGUGGUAUCAAUCCAUUUCUCCUCUCCUGGUCAGAGGCUCCAAGCUGCUAGUGACGGCUCCGUUUAUUGGGCUUUUUUCCCAUGAGUUGUCUCCUGUGGACCUGCCUUCUUUCCAACUGCCCCAGAGCAGAGCUGGCCUCUCAGGGCUGCAAGGCAGGAACAGCUCCAGCUCCACCCUGACCUGCUGGGUGGCCUCUGGCAAGGCCCUUCCCCUUACUGGGUAUGCAGUUGAGAGCGUGGACUUGGGGGUCUCUGAACUACAGUCCGCAUAUCAUGGCUGUGCUGGAGCAGGCCAGGGGCGGGGGAGGAAACUCACCUAGCUUGCCUCACUGCCAGCAGGUAGGUGCCAAGGGAAUUAACACACCUAUGACCUCUGUGGGCCUGUGUGCAGGAGGGACAAUGGAGGCACGAGGUUGGCCUAUGCCCUGACCGAUAAGCACCUCUGGCUCAGGACCCCAACAGGAGUUGGGGAGGGAGGCGUUGGGAGCUCCUUUGCCUUUGGGAAGGGAGGACUUUAUUUAAAUAGUGGUUCUAGCGUGGAACCAGAAAACACAGAACUGGGUCUCGGGGCAACUUCAUCCCUGCCGGGCCUCAGUUUCUCCUCCCCACAUGGAGGAGUUUGGGCCAGGUGGCCUGCAGGGGCUCCCCCGCCCUAACAUGAGAUGUGUGACAGUAGGCAGGGUGACUGUGUUCUGAAGUGGUCUAAGGGCAAAGCAUGGGGAGAGGGUGGGUUUAUGCAGGGGCGUAGCCCUGGAGGACAAGCUGGGCCUAGCUGCCAGGCCCAUGCCUUGGACUGUAAGCAAAUUGGGUCACACAUCUUGGCUCUGGGUGUGCCUUCCAUAAAAAAACACUGAGGGAGGCUCCAAGAAAGCCUGGGCCCAAGGCCGAAUCCCCAAGGAUUUAGCAGGGGGCGAUCCAAGGACCUUCAGAGAUACUGUGGGGCAUUGAGUGGAGAGACUCAGCUACCUCCAUGCACUGCCACCUCCAGAGGAAGGGGUGGGGGUGAGUUUUCCCUGGCUGUUCCGCCAAAUGUGGCAGCUUGAAUGGAGAAAGGUCCUGGGCUCUGGUUUUGCCAGACACUCCUGUGGUGUCCCCGCAGCGUCCCUGGAAGAGGGUUGAACUGAGGAAGGGUAAGGAUAUCCAGGCUGUCGUGGGCAUGCACCUCACCCAAGACUAUGGCAGCUCUCCAGCAGUUGUCAGGUAGUUCUUGUCCCUUAACAAGUGACAACAGCCUUGCCCAAGGGCAGCCCUGAGUUGGUGCGAUGCUGCAGCCUCACUCCGGAGAGCACCGCACACUCCCCGGCUCCAUCAGGAUCUGUGCACACUCACCGCAGUGCAGAUUCACCAGGACCUUUCACCCAUCCUCUUGCUGGGCCUCCCCAACACCUACUGAAUUGGGGCCCCUGGACAGGGCUUCAGGAGAUUCCCGGGGCAGCUCGGGCUGCUGUGUCCGACCCUUUCAGCACAACCAUAAAGCCAGCAGGGGCCUUCGAAUUAGACAGUGAGCGAAUUGACAACUGAGGUCAGUUCUUCAUUUACAGAAGAGAUACCUGGAGCCAGGUAACCACCUGCCGUGUGGGUGCCUGGGGAGGCUGAUGGAGAUGGCCACCUGCGGGCAGGCGAGUCCCCGCUCCAGUGAUGGCCUCCCCCGGCUGCUGCAGGAGCCCCUUCGCUGCAGUGAGAGCACUGGUGUCCACUCUGUGAGUCUGGUUGGGAACCAGGAACUCUAGCGCCUAGGGUGAUCCAGCUGACGUCAAAAGCAGCCUCUGCCCUCCGUCUUUCUGGUCCCCAUCUCUUCUCCAGGAUGAGGAUUCUGCUUUCAGCAGUGAUCGUGAGGAAGUCGUAAAAUUCUUCACAAUCAAUCUCAAUCAGGACUUCAUGAUCACCAGGGCCAGAGAGGAGAGAGGCCAAGGGAGAUGCUUUUCACUGACGGCAUUCUGACAGGCUACAAAGAGCCACACUGGCCCUGUUCUCAAGGGCCUGGACUUGGGGCUGAGAAAGACAGAGACACCUGAGAGUUAUUAAAUGGCCUCUCAGUGAGCAGAUGUGUCUGAGUCACACAGCCCAACCCCCCACUUUUCUCCCCCAAUGCAGCCCUGGUCCUGCAUGCAGUCUCUCUUGCAACCUCUCAACCCCUGCUUCCCCCCCACCCUUUACUUCACUUCAAUAGUCAAACCUAUCUGCUGCCACCUCUUGCUCUCCAGCUCCUGCCCCUCCUUGUUCUGUCCCCUAGAAAUGUCCUCCUCCAGUUCCACUGGGUCCCAGGCUGCUCCAUCCUCGCAGGCCCAGCUCUCAUGAAGCCCCGUCUCCCAGGGCAGGAGUCUCCCUGCUCCCCAGCCCUUCUCCGGGGCCCCUUCCCCGGCCUCAUCACGUUACUGUUGUGUGACUGGUGGGGUCCCUGCUUCCCCCCAGUUCGCCAGGCACACGGCUCACUGCUUGCUAGGCCGAGAGAAGGGGGGAGCUGGAUCCAAGUUCUGACCAAGUCUCUGUUUAUUCAGACCACCCUUGAGGGUGCUGGGAGCUAGUGCACAGUCUGGGCAGCCCCUUGCCCACUGCAGCCCCAGAGAAGGCUGGAAGGAGUCAGGGUUGGGGGUGAGAGCAGUCGGAGCAAUGCUGUGUAACCUGAGCAGGGACCUGAGUGAGGGCCACAUGGCCUCAGCUGUCGGGUCUCCCAGAGGGAUGGCUGCUUACUCUGGGGUCAGCGAAUGGCAGGGACUGCCCUCCUGUGGGCACUGGGGAAGGGAUAAGUUCAGGGUUAGGGUCAAGGUCAGAGUCAGGGUCAGUGUCAGGUUAGGGUUAGGGGUUAGGAUUGAAGUGAGAGUGAGAGUCAAGGUCAGGUUCAGGUUAGCUCAGGGUCCUAGUGCAGGUCAGGGCUUUCCUGGUUGGCUUGGUCAGGAGUUGUACAGAAGUGAGCUCUGGCUUUUAUCUCAUUGUGAGCAAGAACCAGGGAUGGGGACCAGGCUGCCAAGGCCUUGAUCUGUCCAUGACCUCGGCCAAGUCCUUCCCCUAACUGGGUCCUCUGCCCUGUGUGUAAGGAAGGUUGCUGCUAGGCACUAUUGUUCUGCCAUCCAGGAAGGAGGAGGAGACCUGGAGUGGAGGAACAUAUGUUCUGCUCCUGGAGAAACACAGGACUGAGAGCGGCUAGGUCAGGAUGGGGACUGAACCCAGACAGCCUCACUCCAGAGCCCAAGCUCCACCUGGGGGUGAGCUGGAGCCCAGGAGUCGGGGCCACCUCCCCUCUCCCCACAUGCACAGGAGGUGCCUCGAGAUGGGCAAGUCUCUCCCAAAGCCACCUCCACAUGUGCCCGUGGAUGAGGCCUGCCCCCUCAGAUCCAAGGAGGGCUGGCAAGAGACCGGGAGAGGGGGAGCUGGUCCCGUCAGCAGGACCAGGUGGGGGGUGACAGAUCCAGCAAUCAGUUCAGUUUAGAGCACUAGCUAUGGUCUGGAGGAAGCACACAAGAGAAGUUUGGUUUUGCUCUUGUUCUGACAGUAGAGGGAGACCACAGGGCACCCGCAGUAAUAAGAUGACGCUAAGGGAGAUCGUAUCAGCAUCUAGAAAAUUAAUCUUAUUUUGUCAUUUUGGUGGAGGCCAUCCUGCCUCCUGAGUCAGUAGUCCUCAGUUCAGAGUGUCCCAAGAGUGGGUGUCCAGGACUUAGAUCGAAGGCAGUGGUGAUGGUCUGGGACGAGGUUGCCAAAGCAUUCUGAGAUGACAAGCUGGGCCAGGUGUCCUGCAGGUGAGAGCCAAGUCGCUAAUGCCCCCCUCCCCAACAUCUCUGACCUUCGGGAGUCUGAGGUGCUCCUUCCCCACCAGCGGAGCAGCUGUCCUUUCACGGCCGCACGGUCAGUAUAUGUAUGACCUGUCCCUGCAGCACAGGGACUUUAUCCUUUUAGAAGUCCUCGCCAUUUCUUACUCUGGCUGGAUUCAUCCCUAGGAGAUUCCUGUGUGGCAUCCCAGAAUGUGGCGGCCAUGCCGGCAGGUGUGCCUUAGGGGCUGUCACCUCAUACUCAUUAUUAGCAAUGUCCACAAGUGCCUGAUCCAGCACACAUAGGCAUGAGAUAAGGGAAGCCCCAGGCUUGUCAUCUCAGAAUGUUUUGGCAACCUCGUCCCAGACCAUCACUACUGCCUUCAGGAAACCAGGCUACGGGACCUGUGGGUGGCAGAGCAGAGCUGAAGGUGGACUCAGGAGGGGAAAAGGGAAGCAGGCGAAGGCUCAUUAUGUGAAAGGUCCCAUGAGUGCCAGAUAGUUGUCUGCUGUUGGCACUCGUGACCGUGAGGGUGGCAUCACUGUCUGACUGGAUGUGUUCAGGGAGUUCAAAUAUGUAGCAGCACAUUUAGGAGUUCUCAAAUGGUAUGGCCUGCAUUUGCUCUGCAAGUGGGAAUUGUUGUGUUGUACCCAGAAAGGGUAUCACUGUAGUCAGCACCCUGUGGUACCCCUGGGACAAGGGUAAAGGGUUUCUAGAGUCUAUUUGCCAGGACUGGCCAGGUCUAGUGCACUGGACCGUGCACCCCAGAGUUCCCUUUGUCACUUGCUGGUGGAGCUGCCAGUCAGGCACAUUAGCCAGGCUUCCUUGGCCUCAGGUGCUGGCAUUGCCAGGCUUUGAUCUAUGGCUUGAUUGCCAUGCCCUUUGUGAUGAUGUAUCCAGGUGGCUGUGGUCUUUACCUGUGUGAUGCAGAAUUGAUCAGCAUGUCGGUUCCACUGAUGUUCAUUGCCAAAGCAUCCUUUUCCAUGGGUCAUGGACAGAGUGCAUGGGUCCUGUGCAGUCUUCUGCCACAGUGUUUGUCCCUAAGGGGCUGGGAUUCGAUCCAGGUUGUUUGGUUGUCAGGUGCUACACUGAUGUCCAUUGGCUACUGGCUGCAAGUUGGUGAAAAUGUAACAAGAUGUGUUCAGGGGGUGUCUUCCAGGACAAGCACCAGUCUGCAUCUCUGUCCACGGGCAGAGUUUUUUCUUUUCUACAUGCUUUGGCUUUUUCCUGCGGCUGCCCAGCCACAGUGGACCGUUUAAUAUAACUGGUCUGACUGUGCAUCGGGCCCAGGCAUCUUCUGGGACCUCGGUGUACCGAAGACCCCACGUCUGAGGGUCACCCAUUCAUGCAGGUGAGA
Molecule: messenger RNA, 9152 nt
Organism: Physeter macrocephalus (sperm whale)
Lineage: Eukaryota; Metazoa; Chordata; Mammalia; Artiodactyla; Physeteridae
Gene: ALS2CL
Product: ALS2 C-terminal like
Exons: 30
Coding region: 572-3532 (986 amino acids)
Biological process (GO): endosomal transport; regulation of GTPase activity
Cellular component (GO): cytoplasmic vesicle; cytoplasm
Molecular function (GO): guanyl-nucleotide exchange factor activity; small GTPase binding
Source: RefSeq, a predicted model, not a curated record